Molecule: messenger RNA, 2172 nt
Organism: Megalops cyprinoides (Indo-Pacific tarpon)
Lineage: Eukaryota; Metazoa; Chordata; Actinopteri; Elopiformes; Megalopidae
Product: V-type proton ATPase subunit E 1-like
Exons: 9
Coding region: 266-946 (226 amino acids)
Biological process (GO): proton transmembrane transport
Cellular component (GO): proton-transporting two-sector ATPase complex, catalytic domain
Molecular function (GO): proton-transporting ATPase activity, rotational mechanism
Source: RefSeq, a predicted model, not a curated record
CUUGUGAAUCAGCUGAUCUAGCCUGGACGAUCGUGACUGCGGCAAUUAAAAAAAACACUCCGUUGCCUUGUCAUUCGCAUAGGAAAAGGUUUGGCAGCCGAGGAGUAGACAACGUGACGAAAACAUUGACCAGAUCGCUGCAAAAUAAAUUUAGCAAGCAAGCUGCUUUCAUAUCGCGUGCAAAAGCCACCGGGAUCCAUCCCUUUUCAACGAAAUCUAGCUAGAUACCUCUGGGGUUGCCUGAAAUCCUCUUAACACUACGACCAUGGCGCUCAGUGAUGCCGACGUACAGAAACAGAUCAAGCACAUGAUGGCCUUCAUCGAGCAGGAGGCCAAUGAGAAGGCAGAGGAGAUUGAUGCCAAGGCCGAGGAAGAGUUCAACAUCGAAAAGGGUCGUCUGGUGCAGACCCAGAGGCUGAAGAUCAUGGAAUACUACGAGAAGAAGGAGAAGCAGAUCGAGCAGCAGAAGAAAAUUCAGAUGUCCAACUUGAUGAACCAGGCCAGGCUGAAGGUGCUGAAGGCUCGUGAUGAUAUGAUCUCGGACCUGCUGAAUGAGGCCCGCCAGAGGCUCGCCAAAGUCGCCAAGGACCCGGCGAGGUACCAGACCCUGAUGGAGGGGCUGAUGCUGCAGGGCUUCUACCAGCUGCUGGAGCCCAAAGUGACCAUCCGCUGCCGCAAACAGGAUCUGGCCUUGGUGCAGGCCGCUGUACAGAAAAACAUCUCCAUCUACCAAGCUGCUGUGAAGAACAACAUCGAAGUCCGCAUCGAUCAGGACAACUUCCUGUCCUCAGAUAUCUCUGGAGGCAUUGAGAUCUACAAUGCUGACGGGAAGAUCAAGGUGUCCAACACCCUGGAGAGCAGGCUGGACCUCAUGGCCCAGCAGAUGAUGCCUGAAAUCCGAGUGGCACUGUUCGGAGCCAAUCAGAACCGCAAAUUCCUGGAUUAACGGACACCUCUUGUCACAAACGAGCGGACAGCUACAAAAGCAGCACACUGAGUUUGUGAUGAUGUUUAUUUUAUUAUAUAUCUAUAUAUAUGUACCGAAUUUCAUUCCCUGUGUGUGCGGUAAAGAAGCAAACUGCGUUUAGCUCAGAAGUGGGAAGAGCACUAUUCCGUUGUUGUUUCGUGAUGUUUUCUCCGUGUGUGUGUGCGUUUUUUUUUUUCAGUCAGGGAAAAUCAUAAAAUGAUCAUUUAAAAACAGCAGAGGAGACACACAUCUGUGCGCAAGCGGUCAUUUAUGUACUGGGAACUGGGUUUUCUGUGGCACUGGUUGUGUGAGACUGGGCAGGGGUCAGGGGUCAGGGGUUUUGGGUGGGGAUCUGGGCCCAUUGGAUGAUCCGAGGUGGGUUCAGAUGAGCCGGUCUAAACCGGUUUGGUCCUGUCGGUUUUGACCCCCCCUUCUGGCGUCUUCCCACGUGUUAUGAAUCUAAAGGGAGUGAAAGAACAAUUGAGCACGCGUUCAUGUUGCUGUGGAUAUAAGGGAGAGAGAAAGAUGAUAUGCUAAAUAAAGAUGAAUUUCCUGCUCCUUCACAUGUCACCGUAGAUGCAGCCCCUGCGCGCACGCAGUGGCGCAAAGGUGUGUCUCCUCUCUGCAUGGCCGUGCAUGAGAGGUUGCAGUGUUCUACCGAGACUCUUUUUUUUCUGCAGCUUCUGACCUGUGAGCAACCAUAUCCACCUGUAUAAAACUAAGUGCGUACUGUACAUUUUACCACUUCCGUGCAUUCGUGGGUACGACCUGCCCUCAUUUACCACAAUGAAAUCACUUUCAAUAGUUGGAAAGGAUGCUGACGUGGUUUCAUCCUGAAUGUUUUCUGGGUCCUGGUCCACACGUUCUCUCACACUGUGGAAGAUCCAGCUUCCAGCCGCUGUCAUAGUUCAGCUUCACACAUUGAAAAUGAAAAACCUUCCUUGUCUUAAAUACUGUGUGUGCGUGUGUGUGCGUAUGUGUGUGUGAUUGACAUGUACAACGCUAUUUAAUUUAUUCAUUGAGAUGAAAUGGGGUGGUUGUCAUUUUUCCUAUUACAUACUGUGUGUAAAAGUGGAUUAAGAAUAUGUAUCACAGCAUACAAAUAUUUUGCUCUUUUUUAUUAUUUUGUUUCCUGUUGAAGCAUUUACAUCUGCCGAAGUUAUGCUAAUAAAUAUUGAUGUGAAAGUAUACAUGAAUAACAAUAA